UGAUAAGAUGUUACUAAUCUGAUUUGUAAAAGUCGUUAGUUAUUGUUAAACAAGUUGGGUCAUUGAUGCUGUUAAGAAAUUGUUUCUUAAAACAAUAAGUUUUCAACUAGACGGGUAGUCGGUAGCAAUAGAUGAAGCAAACGAUAAAAAAUAUUGUUAUCAGUCGAAUAAUAUUUUGCAGAUGUUUUAGAAGAAAACAAAAAAAGAAAAGCUAAUGUGACAAGAAAGACAGAUAAUGCUGGAGUAUGUGAAAUGGCCUGUUUUGGGAUAUUUAGCAAUAUACCUGGGGCUUGUCAUAAUCAGAAAUCCCCACUUGAAAUACUCCUCCAAGGAUCUCUCAUCUGCAAAAAGAUCUUGCGACAUCGACAGGAAAGUUGACAUAUCCGACAGCCGCCUCAGCAACUUUGACAGUGACAGCAGCGAGCGCAACUUGGACACCAGUGAGAUGCUAACUGUGGACCGAGUGUUUCCUUUGACUAAAACGUUAAAUCGAGCGAUGGACAAAAUAUUUAGAAAACUCUCCUUGCUUGUGACCUUGGAAGAUAAAAAAACACUCUCUCUAACAGACGAAUACCUGAAUUUAACUUAUUUCGAAGACAGCAACAAUGAAACCGAACACAAGGUGUUUGGAAGAAAUGCAUAUGUGUCGCGGUUAGACUCCUUGAAGAGAGUCGGGAACGCUUUUAUAUCCGAGGAUACAGACACGAAGAUAGUUAUCGUACAGAAACUUCAGUUUCAAGUGUUGAAGGAAAGCUAUGACUUUUACAGUGAGGAUUCAUCGUACCUAGGAGGAUGUUCGUUCACUUUCACCAACAACGCUUUUCAACUUGUGAUAGAGUUGUCGACGAGCUAUGACAACAGUGAUUGUAGCGUUAAACGGGUCAACUUCAAUUGUAUAUCUGAUAAGUCUAUGUCAUUAACAGUGGAGGGGUUGAGUGGCACUGAAGGAUUGUAUCAGAAACUAAAAACUUUACUUUAUGGACAUUUUGUCGCAAAAGUACUUCCGGUGAUUGAGAAUGCAUUGUUACCAAGCCUAAUGACUCUUAUUGACCAAGCUGAUGUGUGUUCUUACUUUGAUGCGAGAGAUAAAGAUUCUGUUGACAGAUAACAAAAUGUAUGUGUAAAAUGUCAAACAUAUUAUUAUAGUUUAGUUUUAAUAUUAUAAACUUCCUUUGCUUAACCUUUAAGAUCCUAAGGUAAACUUUUGAGCCCUGUGU
Molecule: messenger RNA, 1217 nt
Organism: Macrosteles quadrilineatus (aster leafhopper)
Lineage: Eukaryota; Metazoa; Arthropoda; Insecta; Hemiptera; Cicadellidae
Exons: 2
Coding region: 236-1108 (290 amino acids)
Source: RefSeq, a predicted model, not a curated record